Synchiropus splendidus (mandarinfish) is the source of this 848-nucleotide messenger RNA. RefSeq names its product glutathione peroxidase 1b (gene gpx1b). The transcript is spliced from 2 exons. Gene Ontology annotation, biological process: response to selenium ion; hydrogen peroxide catabolic process; response to hydrogen peroxide. Gene Ontology annotation, molecular function: glutathione peroxidase activity. Gene Ontology annotation, cellular component: mitochondrion; cytosol. Lineage: Eukaryota; Metazoa; Chordata; Actinopteri; Syngnathiformes; Callionymidae. The record is from RefSeq and is a predicted model, not a curated record.
UCUCUGGCGCACCUCGAGAGUCGCUCGGCUUCAGCUGCCAAACCUCUCUGACUCCUCCGAGUGAACGCAGCGGUGUCACCAUGUCGAAGCGCUUCUACGAGCUCACUGGCCAACUCCUCAGCGGAGAGGCCUUCAAGUUCUCCACCCUGCGAGGCAAAGUGGUCCUGAUCGAGAACGUGGCGUCCCUCUGAGGCACGACCACCAGGGAUUACACCCAGAUGAACGAGCUCCACGAGCGCUACGCCAGCAAGGGGCUCGUCAUCCUCGGGGUUCCCUGCAACCAGUUCGGCCAUCAGGAGAACGGCAGGAACGAAGAAAUCCUCCUGUCCCUGAAGCACAUCCGGCCUGGUAAUGGCUUCGAGCCCAAGUUCCAGCUGCUGGAGAAAACGGACGUGAACGGGAAGGAGGCACAUCCACUGUUUACGUUCCUGAGGGAGAGCUUGCCGUCCCCCAGCGACGACCCGUCCUCUCUGAUGAGCGACCCCAAGUCCGUCAUCUGGAGUCCCGUCUGCAGGAACGACGUGUCCUGGAACUUCGAGAAGUUCCUCAUCAGCUCGGACGGAACGCCCUUCAAGCGCUACAGCAAGAAGUUCCUCACCAGCGACAUCGAGGGCGACAUCAAGACGCUCCUCAGCCAGGCCAAGUAGCUGUGGCUGAGUGGCGCGGCAGCUGUGCUCUCCUGCCAACACUGUCUGUUCUCUGUGCUUUCACUGUUUGAAGGUUCCCUCAGAAACCAAGCCUGUGAGGAGGUCGCCUGAUGUCCCGUGAGAGACGGAGCCUGCCCGAGUCAGUGUUGCAUGAUGGCACUGCUGUGUGCUUUAUCCCAAUAAAUCAUUUUACUCAAAACA